AUCCAGUGGCUCCACAGGAGAAAGACCUGGUCAUAUGCUUCUAUAAAGAUUACAGUCUAGAAAACCACAUGGAUCAGUUCUUCUCUGUCACAUGGGGUUGCUAUGAGUUGAAAAUCAACCUGAUAGUACUUAGCAACAGUAGGCAUGCAGGAUUUUACAGUUCAAGGACAGUGAUUUCAAAUGGUGGGUGUAUUUUAAGAAAAAGCACAACAGUGAUAAAGAACAUGAGAAGUAAGGUAGAAUCAAAGAUUAUCUGGCUGGUUUAGUGCCUGUUAGGGAGGGAAGACCAGAAAGUAACAAUGCAGAAGAAGGUUAGAAAUAGAAGAUGUAGAAUUUCAGUAUAUAAAAAGUUCCUGAGUUAUACGUCGGUUAUUAUGGUACAUAUGCCCUAUACAAUUGAUGGUGGGGAAAUGCAGGAUCUGGGUUGUGCAAACUGUUAAAUGCUCAGGUAGUAACCAAAAAGCUGACAGUUAGAAUCCACACAAAGGUCCCUCCAAAAACUCUAUGGAGCACAGUUCUACUCUGACACAUGAAAUCGCCAUAAUAAGUCAGAGUUGACUCCACAAAAAUUCUUUUUUUUUCUUAAUGACUGAGACCCCUGAAAAAUCACUUCUAGUGGGACUGGCCAGUAGUCCUUCCAGGGAGGGGAGUCUUCAGUUGUUUGUCUUUAUUGUAUAUGGUACUAGAUUUUAUAUUUAAAAACUGCUUUUCUCCAUGGCUUGCUCACUUGCUUACCAGAUAAUACAUUGGGAAGAGGUUGGGACAUUCCAUUCCAAAACUGAAUUCAACAAAAGAUGAAGAGUUAGAAAAAGAAAAAUGUAAACAAACAUUAAUGAAUUUAAAAUUCCUUUUUAAGCUCUUGUUCUUUCUUUCUUCAUUUUUUUUUUCUUUCAAGAAAAUUAAAACAAUAAGCUUUCAUGGAGAAAUGGAAUCAAACUUCUAACGAUUUCAUUUUGUUGGGGCUUUUUCCCGCAAAUCAAACUGGCAUCCUGCUCUCGUUCCUCACCAUCCUUGUAUUCUUUCUGGCCUCGUUGGGAAACUCAACCAUAAUUUACAUCAUCUGUGUGGAUCCCCGUCUCCACAUACCCAUGUACUUUCUCCUUAGCCAGCUCUCACUCACAGACCUGAUGUACAUCUCUACUACCGUCCCCAAGAUGGUGCAUAACUUCCUCUCUGGCCAGAAGAGCAUCUCUUUCCUAGGAUGUGGCUUUCAAAGCUUCUUCUUCUUGACAACAGGCGGUGCUGAAGGCUUACUCUUGGCCUCCAUGGCCUAUGACCGUUACGUGGCCAUCUGUCACCCCCUCCAUUAUCCCAACCGUAUGAGUAGAGGGAUGUGUGUCCAGAUGAUCAUAGGAUCUUGGAUCUUGGGGUCCAUCAACUCUUUGGCACACACAGCCUAUAUCCUUCAUAUUCCUUACUGCCAGUCCAGGGCCAUUGAUCAUUUAUUUUGUGAUGUCCCAGCCAUGGUGUCUCUUGCAUGUAUGGCUACCCGGCUCUAUGAGUACAUGGUUUUUGUGAGCACUAGUAUCUUUCUCCUCCUUCCUUUCCUUGGCAUCACUGCUUCCUAUGGCAGAGUCCUUUUGGCUGUCUACCAUAUGCGCUCCAAAGAGGGAAGAAAAAAGGCCUUCACCACCUGUUCAACUCAUUUAACUGUAGUUACCUUAUACUAUGCACCAUUUGUGUACACCUAUCUUCAGCCCAAGAAUCUCCGCUCACCAGCAGAAGAUAAGAUUUUGGCUGUUCUUUACACCAUCCUCACUCCCAUGUUCAAUCCCAUUAUCUACAGCCUGAGGAAUAAGGAAGUCCUGGGGGCCAUGACAAGAGUGUUUGGAAUAUUCUCUUCGAAGAAAGAAUAGUCAUGGCUGUUCUUACUUCUUUUUCUUUAUUUUCUUUUUUGUGUUGUGUC
Messenger RNA from Loxodonta africana (African savanna elephant), 1906 nucleotides. Its product is annotated as olfactory receptor 2L13-like. Lineage: Eukaryota; Metazoa; Chordata; Mammalia; Proboscidea; Elephantidae. Bases 918 to 1856 code for a protein of 312 amino acids. The record is from RefSeq and is a predicted model, not a curated record. Gene Ontology annotation, molecular function: G protein-coupled receptor activity; olfactory receptor activity. Gene Ontology annotation, biological process: G protein-coupled receptor signaling pathway; detection of chemical stimulus involved in sensory perception of smell. Gene Ontology annotation, cellular component: plasma membrane. The transcript has a single exon.